Messenger RNA from Myiozetetes cayanensis, 893 nucleotides. It is a transcript of the gene PRLH, whose product is annotated as prolactin releasing hormone. Lineage: Eukaryota; Metazoa; Chordata; Aves; Passeriformes; Tyrannidae. Gene Ontology annotation, molecular function: neuropeptide hormone activity; prolactin-releasing peptide receptor binding. The coding region runs from base 607 to 879 and encodes 90 amino acids. The record is from RefSeq and is a predicted model, not a curated record. The transcript has 3 exons. Gene Ontology annotation, biological process: response to peptide hormone; G protein-coupled receptor signaling pathway; feeding behavior.
ACCCAUUUCUGACAACCCGUGUACCCCAGCAAGUUGCCUUCCCCUAUUCUCUGUAUUUAAUGCUCUAGUUUCCUUAAAGCAGCUUUUUUGGGGGAGGGAAAGUGAUGGAGAAAGGUACCCAGUAUGAAUCCUGUGGUGGAGUUGCACUGGUAACUCAGCUUUCAGGGCAGCAUCAACCACAGACCCUCCCGCUCUGGAGUGGGCUCUGGGUGGGUGAUGUUGUUCGAAAUAACCCCGGGUCGAGGACAGGGAUUAACAUAUUCCCUAACUAUCUUCCUCAGUCAGCGGAAGAUAAAAUGCUGGUCCCUUCUGAGUCAUGAAAAUCCCCGUGCUGAUUUGAUGAGAGGGGACAGCGGGGAGGGGAGAUGCCCUGCCUGGCUCGGUCCCCGCCAGGACUCGCCUCUGACAUCAGCACGAAACCGGCCAUAAAAACAGCGACCGGAGGGGCCUCCCGCUCAGACAGUAGCCACUUGGCUCAGCAGGACGGCAGCCGGGCACCUCGCCUCGCCACGCCACGCCGCAUCGGAGGCCGUCGUGUUUGUGGCGUGAAGUGCCGGGGACCAGGAGACUUCGGAGCUGAGCCACUGCGGCCGCAAAGUGCUGGGGAUGAAGCUGGGGGCCACCUGCCUCCUGUGCCUGCUGCUCGCCUGCCUGACCUUGCCCGUCGCCCACGGCCGCAUCCUCGAGCGCUCCAUGGAAAUCAGGAGUAAGGAGAACAUGAACCCAGACAUCGACCCCUCCUGGUACACGGGACGCGGGAUCAGGCCGGUGGGGAGGUUUGGGAGGCGGCAAACCCUGGGCGAGGGCACCCACCCCAUGGGGGGCCGGCAGCGACCCUGUGCAGCCCCCCACCCUCCCCGGGAGGAGCGGAACCCUUGAACUGAAGCUGACAA